AUGCCCUCGCAAGAUCAAGAUCAAUUGCGCGUCCUCAUCGUCGGCAACGGCGGCCGCGAACAUGCCCUCGCCUGGAAACUGAGUCAGUCGCCCCGCGUCGACGCCGUCUACGUCGCUCCCGGAAACGGUGGCACCGGUCUGGGUGACAAUGGCAAGAUCGCCAGUGCCGAUGUCAAGGGCGAUGAUUAUCCGGGUCUGGUGAAGUUUGCGCAGCAGAAUGGUGUUAAUCUGGUGGUGCCUGGUCCCGAGGCGCCGCUUGUGGAGGGUAUUCAGGGUUAUUUCCAGGCUGUCGGCAUUCGUUGCUUCGGUCCCUCCAAGGCCGCCGCCCGCAUGGAAGGCUCCAAGACUUUCUCCAAGGAUUUCAUGAAACGUCACAAUAUCCCCACCGCCGUCUAUGAGAACUUCUCCGAGUACGAACCCGCCCGCCAGUACCUCGACUCGGUCUCCCACAACGUCGUCAUCAAGGCCGACGGUCUCGCCGGCGGCAAGGGCGUCAUCAUCCCCGCCACCAAGGAGGAGGCCCACCAGGCCCUCCGCGAGAUGAUGCUCGACCACCAGUUCGGCGCCGCCGGCAACGAGGUCGUCAUCGAGGAGUACCUCGAGGGCGACGAGCUGAGCGUCCUCACCUUCAGCGACGGCUACACCAUCCGCUCCCUGCCCCCCGCCCAGGACCACAAGCGCAUCUUCGACGGCGACCAGGGCCCCAACACCGGCGGCAUGGGCUGCUACGCGCCGACCCCGAUCUCCUCCCCGGAGAUCCUCGCCGAGAUCGACCGCACCAUCGUCCAGCCCUCCGUCGACGGCAUGCGCCGCGACGGCUUCCCCUUCGUCGGCAUCCUCUUCACCGGCCUGAUGAUGACCCGCAACGGGCCCAAGGUCCUCGAGUACAACGUCCGCGGCGGCGACCCCGAGACCCAGACCCUGCUGCCCCUGCUCACGGACGACACCGAUCUCGCCGAGAUCAUGGUCGCCUGUACCGAGCACUGGCUCGACGGUGUCACCAUCCGCGUCAAGCCCGACUUCUCCACCACCGUCGUCGCCGUCGCCGGCGGCUACCCCAACGCCUACGCCAAGGGCCAGCCCAUCACCCUCGACGCGGCCCCGGCGGACACCCUCAUCUUCCACGCGGGCACCAGCCUCGCCGGCGGCCAGCUCCAAACCGCCGGCGGCCGUGUCAUCGCAGCGACCGCCACAGCCACCAGCCUCGAAGAGGCCGUCCGCCGCAGCUACGCCGGCAUCGCCACGAUCCACUUCGACGGCAUGUUCUACCGCAAAGACAUCGCCCACCGCGCCUUCCGCCAACGCGACGCCGCCGCCGCCGCCUCCUCCUCCUCCCUUACCUACGCCGCCGCGGGCGUCUCCAUCGACGCAGGCAACGACCUCGUCCAACAGAUCAAAUCCUCCGUCUCCCAGACCAAACGCCCCGGCACCGACGCCGUCAUCGGCGGCUUCGGCGGCCUCUUCUCCCUCGCAGCCGCCAACAAAACCUACCACCCGCACUCGCCCACCCUCAUCGGCGCCAUCGACGGCGUCGGCACCAAGCUCAAGGUCGCCCACGCAGUCGGCAUCCACAACACAGUCGGCAUCGACCUCGUCGCCAUGAACGUCAACGACCUCGUCGUCCAAGGCGCCGAGCCCCUCUUCUUCCUCGACUGCUACUCCUGCGGCAAGCUCGACGUCCCCACCGCCGCGGCCUUCGUCAAGGGCGUCGCAACCGGCUGCGUCCAAGCCGGCUGCGCCCUCAUCGGCGGCGAAACCGCCGAAAUGCCGGGCCUCUUCACAGACGACGCCUACGACGCCGUCGGCGCCGCCGUCGGCGCCAUCAACACCUCCGGCGACCACGCCCGCCCCAUCCUCCCCAACACCGCCGCCAUGCAACCCGGCGACGUCCUCCUCGCACUCGCCUCCUCCGGCCCCCACUCCAACGGCUACUCCCUCGUCCGCAAGAUCGUCGACCGCUCCGGCCUCUCCUACACCGACCCCUCCCCCUUCCCCAUGCCCUCCGCCCCUCAAAACCAACCCCAGACCCUCGGCGCCGCCCUCCUAACCCCCACCAAAAUCUACGUCAAACCCCUCCUCAAAGCCCUCUCCGCCCCCGCCCCCACCUCCUCCCAGAUCAAAGGCCUCGCCCACAUCACCGGCGGCGGCCUCACGGACAACGUCCCCCGCAUGCUGCCCGCUCACCUCGCAGCCCACAUCGACGUCACCGCCUGGUCUCUGCCCCCGGUAUUCAAAUGGCUCAAGCAGACCGGUAACGUCUCCGCUACCGAGAUGGCCCGCGCGUUCAACUGCGGCGUGGGUAUGCUUAUCGCUGUUGGUGCCGAUGCGGCCGAUGCCGUCAAGGACCUUCUCCAGGCGGAGGGCGAGGCGGUCUAUGUCAUUGGCACGUUGGAGGCGAAGAAGGGUGAUGAGCAAGACAAGGAAGGGUGUGUGUUGAGUGGGUUGGAGAGCUGGGAUUGA
Aspergillus candidus is the source of this 2460-nucleotide messenger RNA. RefSeq names its product bifunctional aminoimidazole ribotide synthase/glycinamide ribotide synthase (gene ade1). Gene Ontology annotation, biological process: adenine biosynthetic process; 'de novo' IMP biosynthetic process. The transcript is spliced from 2 exons. Gene Ontology annotation, molecular function: metal ion binding; phosphoribosylformylglycinamidine cyclo-ligase activity; phosphoribosylamine-glycine ligase activity. NCBI's taxonomy places the organism in Eukaryota, Fungi, Ascomycota, Eurotiomycetes, Eurotiales, Aspergillaceae. Bases 1 to 2460 code for a protein of 819 amino acids. The record is from RefSeq and is a predicted model, not a curated record. Gene Ontology annotation, cellular component: cytosol.